Messenger RNA from Meriones unguiculatus (Mongolian gerbil), 3169 nucleotides. RefSeq names its product muscular LMNA interacting protein (gene Mlip). The transcript has 14 exons. Lineage: Eukaryota; Metazoa; Chordata; Mammalia; Rodentia; Muridae. Gene Ontology annotation, biological process: negative regulation of transcription by RNA polymerase II. Bases 88 to 3000 code for a protein of 970 amino acids. Gene Ontology annotation, cellular component: PML body; nuclear envelope; sarcolemma. Gene Ontology annotation, molecular function: lamin binding; transcription corepressor activity. The record is from RefSeq and is a predicted model, not a curated record.
GCGCGCACGCGUGUGCCCGUGUUGUUUUAGUAACAGGCUCUCUUCCCACCUCAGUCAUUGGUUUGCUCACUCUUAUGUGGUGAAUCAAUGCUUCCAGAGCAGGGGCUUCUGAAAGACUUCGGGAACAAUUACUUCCAAAUGACCUCCUGCAUCUUAGCGGGGAGCAUUGAGACCACACCCAAGGUCUCUCCUGGAGAUUCUGAAGCCAAACCUCUGAUCUUCACCUUUGUCCCCACGCUCAGAAGACUACCAACCCACAUUCAGUUGGCUGACACUUCUAAAUUCCUUGUUAAAAUUCCCGAGGAACCAAGUGAUAAGAGUCCAGAAACUGUAAAUAGGUUUGAGCACAGUGACCAUAUGACCUUCGGCUGUGAGAGAAAACAGGAGAGGGACCAGAGGACACUGGCCUAUCCCACAGAAGUCAGUGGAAGGAAUUCACAAAGAAAGGAAUUUGAUACAAAGGAGCUUCAAGGAAUGCAGAAAGGUGAUCUUUUCAAGGCAGAAUAUGUUUUUAUUGAGGAUUCUGAUGGGGAAGAUGAAUCUACAAACAAACAAGGUGAACGGGGUCCUGCAGGAGGAACAGGCAACAUGGCUACUCGGCCCAAGUCUCUGGCUAUUUCUUCCAGUCUGGCCUCUGAUGUGGUACGUCCGAAAAUACGAGGGGUUGAUCCCAAGGCCUCCUCACAUGCUGAAAUUCCUCAUGGGAUGGCCCCUCCACAAAAGCAUGGACAGAAAACGUCACCCGUCCCAGCUAACGUCAGCGUCAGCGGAGCCUCUGUGCUAGAGGAAUUUCACACUCGCAGGCUGGAUGUCACUGGGGCCUCGGUGGAAGAAACAGCUGCGUAUUUUUACACCACUGCUCACGAGUCCCCCCUUUCCGCACGGAAGGGCGCUUCGGCCUUAGUGUUUUCUCCUUCCACUCAACUGCCAGGUUCUAGUUCACGCGGCUCGCAUGUCGCUGAUCACCCACGUGGGCUGGCCUCUGAAGCACAGAAGAGCAUGUCAACUUCGCAUGUCCUUAAUCCCAGGGAAGAUGUGAGAACCUCCCCUUCACCUGCCUCUGGUGCUUCCCCGAAGUCACCUUCAGCAUCCUACAUACCUGUCCGAAUUGUCAUGCACUCACUGUCUCCAAGUCCCAAACCGCUUACCUCCUCCUCUCCCCACGGCUCUUUAUCUACUGUCUGUAGCCAGACAUCAUCCAGCGGAAGCCUUUCAAAGUCUGGGCUCAAGUCCCCUGUACCCUCUCGGCUUUCUCUUCUCACUGCUAUCCUCAAGUCAAACCCUUCUCACCGAAGGCCGUUGUCCCCUGCAUCCUGCCCAACCUUCUCCCUCAGUUCCCUGGCUUCUUCCACUCUUACACUUGAUCAGAAAGUAAAGCAAACUCCGUCCACACCUAAGAAAUCCUUCUCGAGUUGCUCCUUGACAGCUGGGUCUGCAGAGCAGAGAGAACACCAAGCUCCCGAAGAGACCCACAAAUCCCUCCACCUCCCCUUCUUUCCCAAGCCUACCCCAUUUUCUCAGAUGCACCCCCUCGCCCCGCCAGCACCUGCCAGUAGCAGCUGUGCUUCUGCGGAUGUAGAGAAGAUGCCAGGAGGCUCUCUGAGGAGCAGUGCAACUCUCCCCCAGUUACAGACUGAGACAGUCAGCCUUGCCGAUGUCCCCUCUGUUGCACCAGGCUUGUCCUCUCUUUCUUCUUCCAAGGGCGGAACGGAUGGUGACCUCAGGGGUCCAGAAAAGAACAGGGAUCUUUGCAUACAGCCUUCUACCUUGUUAUCCUCUGCACCGCCUGUUACCGAGAGCACUGUCCCUUCCUCUCCAGAGAAAUGUUUCCACCCUUCCCCAGCCCUCUCAGACCUGAUAGACAGAUCCAAAAGAACAUGCUUUCCACAACACUCAGGCCAGCAGCAGAGCCUUUCAGUUCGUCCUCCUACCAUCUCCAGUGCUGGCUCUGCUUCUCCUACCAACUUGGCGCUCUCCGUUCUCCCUCCUGAGAGUUCACCCACCCAGGUACUCCAGCCUAGGCCUUCAUCACUUUACCCAAGUUGUGGGAGUGGUGCAUGUCCUUCAAGAACUGGGAUGCCUGAAAAUACAACAUCCAACCACAGCUCACUUGUUCCAACCCCAUCACUUCCUGUCUCUCUAACAAGAACCAAGGAGCUGAUGUCACCUUGUGUCCUGUCCAUGUCAACAGGCCCUGAAAAUAAGAAGCCUAAGCAAUACAAGACCAAGUCAAGCUACAAGGCCUUUGCAGCCAUCCCUACAAACACAUUGCUCUUGGAACAGAAGGCACUAGAUGAACCCGCCAGGACUGACAGCAGCUCCAAGCCCAGUGUACUAGACCUACCAGUGGAGUUGUGCUCUCCUGCACAGCUCAGGCAGCAAACUGAAGAGCUCUGUGCUACUAUUGAUAAGAUCUUGCAGGACUCCUUCUCUAUGCAUUCUUCUGAUUCUCCUUCACGGCCCCCACAGGCAAUGUUGGGUUCUGAAACAAUCAAAACUCCUACAACUCAUCCAAGAGCCGCUGGCCGAGAAACUAAAUAUGCAAACCUUUCGUCAUCAUCGUCUACAGUGUCUGAGAGUCAACUGACUAAACCUGGAGUGAUUCGCCCAGUACCUGUAAGAUCCAAACUGUUACUGAGGAAGGAGGAAGAAGUUUAUGAACCCAACCCUUUCAGCAAAUACCUUGAAGACAACAGUGGCCUGCUUUCUGAACAGGAUGUGACCAUCCCUCACAAGCCUGUCUCUCUCCAUCCUUUAUAUCAGUCUAAACUCCAUCCUCCUGCUAAGUCCCUACUGCAUCCACUGACCCUCUCUCAUGCUGAUGGUCUUACCCCAGGACCCUUCAGUCAUUUGUCUUCCUUCUCCCUGAGGGAUGAACAGGAGAAAUCCCCCACUCUCCUUAGUCAGGACACAUACAAUAAGCUGGGCCUCUUUUCUGUGAAGUUGGGUCAUCCCAUGGUGGCAAUUCCUGAACAUGACACUCUUGACUUUAAAGAGUAAUGAAGCUGGAGCAGAAGUGGGAACCAGUCUGCUGAAGAGUUUUUGGAAUGCCAGUGCUUGAUAGAUUUAGCUCAUGCUUUUUUGGAAUGAGUGCUGGGUUGGUAAGCUCAGCCCAGCGGGAGCACCGGGAAGGUCUGCAGCAGCCACAUAGCAUCAGCACACUCCACAA